Messenger RNA from Funneliformis caledonium, 757 nucleotides. The record is from the annotation of a GenBank genome assembly. Lineage: Eukaryota; Fungi; Glomeromycota; Glomeromycetes; Glomerales; Glomeraceae.
AUGACUACACUGGUUGGAGGUAUUAUAGGCAUCUUAAAAGCUUGGUUUCUACAACUGAUCACUUUAAAGGAAAGAGAGAUGUCUACCCAAUUGAGAUAUCUCAUUAAUGUGGCUUUCUUGAAUUUCUUUGAGACUUUGACAGAGUUUUUAAAAGGUGGACCAAAUAUUUCCAAAAACCUCUUAUCACAAUUCGUUGAGAAAUUCACCUCAGGGGUGGAUAAUGAAAUGUCACAGAUAUUGAUAGUCUGGGUAUCCAAGAAUAAAUUGGAAAGUUUUGAAAAUAAUGAAAAAGAUCCAUUAUCAUUAGAAGGGUUGAAGCAUCUUUUGAUGAAAACUCUUGAUACCAAAGCACCAAAAACUGAACUUUCAAAGUGUGAUGCUGAUGAAAUUAAGGAAGUAAAGACUCAUUUAACCCCAUUUAUCUAUUAUAUUGAUUUAAAUCGAAUGGAUAUGAACGAAAUUAUGAAAUACAUUGAACCUGUAAAUAUUUUUUCAAUUGAAAAACUCAAGGAUAUUUAUUGCUCUAAAAGGGACAAGGAAUUACCAAAUAUUCAUGAAAUACCUGUUUUUAAAUGGAAAAAUAUUUAUAUUGGAAUAUGUGGUGAUGAGAAUUUAAGUACAACUGAACAAAAUUACCAUGGGAGGGCUAGAAAACCUAUAGUUUUCGGAUACGGAUGGGAUGAUAUUCCUUCUCAAGUUUAUCCUGUUGUUUCUUUAGGUUGUAGUAGUGAAUUGCGUAUAGAACCUGUAUCAACAC